UAUUCCAGUGUCAAACCGGUGCAGGAUUACUCUGAUAGUUUCCCCUGUAGGCUGUUCACUCCUGCAUGUGCUUUAAUGGCACUGUUUACAGACCUGCUGUUUCGUCUGCUUACUUAGUUAACUUUUGCUUUUUCAGUCGUUUGCUUUCUAACUCGAGUCUAAUCGGCACUAUUCGGUUUCACAUCGGGUGAUUAAUCAGCACAGAUCUUUCUGUAGAGACGCUUAUUGAGAAGCAGUGGUGGAGCUCCGGAUCUCUCCUGAUGGAUUUACACGCUGUGUGCUGCUCUCUGCUUCUGCUGUCAUGUACAGGAGUAUGUUUUGGCCAAGAGCUGUUAUUACCUGAGAGAAUAAAUAAAGCAGUUGGGGAGAAUGUGGUGAUUACUCCAAUCCAUAUUCCUGAUCCCCCACAUGCCUUCAUCAUAUGGAGGUGUAAUGAGACUUUCAUUGUUAUUGGAUCUGCAGUUGGAAUUAUAAUACAGCCACCGUACACUCACAGAGUCAUUCUGGACCCCACCACUUUAGCUCUGGAGCUCAGGAGCCUGACUGAGAGUGAUACUGGACGAUAUUCUCUGAUUGUAGCCACUCUUACAACUCCAUUCAAAGGUGAAACCUCACUGCAGGUGUUUGGGCCACCCUCCAAUGUUAUCGUAGUACCAAGUAAAACAGAGCUGGUUGAAUUCAGAAGCACUGUGAGUCUCGUCUGCUCUGCAUCUGGCUCCUCUCUUUCAUUUAUUUGGCUGAAUGGCAGCUCUGAGGUAAGAGCAGGGGAGCGAGUUCAGCUAACAGACAACAAUAGCAGUCUGACCAUUACUAGUGUGAUCAGAUAUGACACAGGCCCAUACCAAUGUGAAGCAUCCAACAUCAUCAGCAAAGCAAUGAGUCCUCCAUUGAAGCUCACCAUUUACUAUGUUCCAGAAAAUGUUGCUGUUGAAGCAGAUCCAGUGAGACCCUUCUACAGCUCUGGGUCUAACCUCACACUGACCUGCUCAGCUGAGUCCAACCCUGCUGCUGAGUUUCAGUGGGCUGUGAAUGGAACAGAGCUUGGUGAAAUGGGUCAAGAGCUCAGACUGAGCAACAUUCAGAGCAGUCAGAGUGGCAAUUACACCUGCAUGGCCCAUAACAAUCAGAGCCUGAACUACUCCAAGUCUGAACCCAUCAGCGUCACUGUACUAGAAAUAAUAUCUGGAGCAGUACUUACUGGACCGACAGUUGAUCUAAUAGAAGAUGUUUCCUCUGCUACAUUAAACUGUAAUGUGAGUGGAACCAUAUACAGUGCUGAAUGGAGGAAAGAUAAUCAGAAACUGUCAGCUAGAGGCAACAUCAUAUUCUCGAAUGAUAACAGAUCAGUGAUGAUCAGUCCGGUGAGGAGAAGAGACAGUGGUGAAUAUAAGUGUACAUUCAGCAACCCCAUCAGCUCUGACACUGCAACAUACAGAAUGACUGUUAAUUUUGGACCAGAUAAUGUGAAAAUUGAUGGACCAUUUGCAGUGGAGGAAGGAAAUAAAUUGACACUGUCUUGCCGUACUGAAUCUACACCAAAUGCCUCGUACAAAUGGAUGUUUAAUGGGACUGUACCUGAAGUGAAUACAGCUGUAUUUACUGUGGAGCAGGUCACAUUUAUGCACACUGGAAAUUACACCUGCAUGGCCUCCAAUCCUGUAACCGGACGUAAUGCCUCUGCAUCCCAUGUUUUGGAAGUAAAAGAAAAAGGCUCUAUGGGUGGAGGUAGAGAUUCACUGUCUGCACAAGCUAUAACUGGGAUUGGUUCUGGAGUUUUAUUGGGUGUUGCUGGAAUUGCUGGUUUGAUUUUCUACUUUAUUAAAUGCAUAGAAAGGUCACUCCGCCCCAUUUCAACGUGCUGACGUGCUGCACCAGGAUUGGAGAGGAGAAGAUUGGGCAUCGUUUAAAAAGGCGGAAGAACGAUAUGUUGAAAGGAGUUCGGAUUAGUGGUUUAUCUGUGAUUGUGGGCAUGCUAUUGAGUAGCGAAUAUUUUCCGGUGUUUGAGUGAAAUCACUUGCUUGUUGUAUCGUGUGUGAGUGAAAGAAGUGAGUGGUAGAAUUGUGUUCUCCCAUUCCCCAGUUUUGUUUUGUGUGUGGCUCUAUUGUAAAUAUCUUCCAUUGUAAAUAUUUAUUUUCUAAUAAUCAUGAAAGUGGUAGGGACUGGGUGCCAUUUAUUUUUGGGUGUAUCUUAUGUUUGCUGUUUUUGCUUCUGUUAGGGAGUCAGGUUAGACUGUGUAUUUUCUUUUGAACUACCUUUUUUUUGUUAGGUAAUUUAAAUUGAUACGGGACAAGGUAGUGACUGUUCUGUUUAUUAUUUUGGCCUUGCCCAGCCCUGAAGACAUUUGCUUUCUUUGUGAUUGUUUGUUUUGGAUUGUU
Molecule: messenger RNA, 2375 nt
Organism: Ictalurus punctatus (channel catfish)
Lineage: Eukaryota; Metazoa; Chordata; Actinopteri; Siluriformes; Ictaluridae
Product: carcinoembryonic antigen-related cell adhesion molecule 5-like
Exons: 8
Coding region: 261-1862 (533 amino acids)
Biological process (GO): heterophilic cell-cell adhesion
Cellular component (GO): cell surface
Source: RefSeq, a predicted model, not a curated record